Cataglyphis hispanica is the source of this 2087-nucleotide messenger RNA. RefSeq names its product reticulocalbin-2. The coding region runs from base 199 to 1257 and encodes 352 amino acids. Gene Ontology annotation, cellular component: endoplasmic reticulum. The record is from RefSeq and is a predicted model, not a curated record. Lineage: Eukaryota; Metazoa; Arthropoda; Insecta; Hymenoptera; Formicidae. The transcript is spliced from 5 exons. Gene Ontology annotation, molecular function: calcium ion binding.
CCGCACACGCAUCACGACUAAAGAAGCGAACAUCCGGCGCUCAGCUUGCUUCCUUUCGUUGCCGAAUCGCGAUAUAACGCCAACGAUCAGACGCCGACUCUUUGACGCCAAUUCAAGGUGGAAAACUUCCAAAGAGUGCCACUUAUACUCCGCGCACAAUCAGCAACAUAUGGCGAUCGUGUAGCAUCGAAAUCAAAGAUGCCGACACUGAGUGAACCUACUAUUCUUACUUAUACUGUGCCGCCUCUCUCUCGAGACGUCGAGAGACGCGCGAUGAUCGCUCGAGUGUACGUUGCCCUGCUCCUCGUCGCCGCGUGGCUGCCGGCUUUCGGUGACACCGCCUCCGCGCACAUUCACACACAUCAGCGCAACAAGAUUGACAGCAAUGAGAGGAUGGAGGACGGGGCCUUCAGCCCUCGCGACGCCGACCAUUACGCGGAGGGCGAGCAUCAUCAGGAGUUUGAUCAUGAAGCCAUCCUAGGAAGUGUAAAAGAAGCAGAAGAAUUUGAUAAACUUCCAAUAGAAGAAUCCAAAAGGAGAUUAGGAAUUUUACUGACUAAGAUGGAUCUGAAUAAUGAUGAAUAUAUAGAGAGAAAUGAACUAAAAGCCUGGAUCUUACGUUCGUUUGGCAUGCUAUCUGCAGAAGAAUCUCAAGAUCGCUUGGACGAGGCUGAUACAGAUGGAGAUGGCAAAGUGAGCUGGGAUGAAAUCCUGCAGGAUACUUAUGGCAGCGAUCCCCAAGAUUUAGCUCUCGAUGAUAAAUUGAUUCAAGAUGAUAAAGAGACAUUUGAGGCUGCAGAUUUAAACAAAGAUGGUUAUUUGGAUUCAGAGGAAUUCAAAGCUUACACACAUCCUGAGGAGACACCUAGAAUGUUUACAUUGUUGUUGAAGCAAGCUUUGGAAGACAAAGACACAGAUAAAGAUGGAUACAUUAAUUUUCAGGAAUUUAUCGGUGAUAGAGCCAAAUCUAAGGAUAAAGAAUGGUUACUAUCAGAAAAAGAUAAAUUUGAUUAUGAACAUGAUAAGAACAAAGAUGGUAGACUCGAUUCGGAUGAAAUUCUUUCUUGGCUUGUCCCAAGUAAUGAAGAAAUAGCAAGCGAUGAAGUGGAUCAUUUAUUCGCAGGUUCCGACGAUGAUCAUGAUAAUAGAUUAUCGUUCGAAGAAAUAUUGGACCAUCAUGAUGCUUUUGUUGGUAGCGAAGCUACAGAUUAUGGUGAUCAUUUACAGGAUAUCGACCGUUUCAGCGACGAACUUUGAAAGUCAUUAAUCAAUCAAGCUGAUAAUACACGUAUUAUCUUUUGUAAUACUCACAACAGAUUAUUUUAAACUAAAAAUAUUUUUAAUACACUACUCAAAAUGAUAAUGGAAUAUUGUCUUUAAGAAUGCUUGUAACUAAAAUCUCCAAAUUUUAAACUAGCAUUUAAAAAAAUUAUUGUAUAUAACAAGGGUAUAUUUAUUACAAGAUGUACAUUAAAUCAUGCAUAAAGAGAAAUAUUCAAGAUCUAAAAUCUUUACUAGAAUCUUAUACACAUUUACUUAAAAAAUAUUCCACUAAUCGUUUUGAGCAGUAUUUUUCUCAAUGCAUCUCUUUUCAGCUUUUAUCUAUUUCAUUUAUUUUAUUUUAUCUAUUUAUGCAGCUAUUAGAACAAAUUUAUAUUAACAACACAAAACAUAUAUAAGAUUAAUGAAACUUGCUCAUCGUAUAUAUUUGCGAUGUUUCACAUAUAGUAUAACAUUAUAUGAACCAUCGUCUUCCAAUUUCUACCAAACAUGAGUGCCAUACUAGAGAAUGCAGAAAGGGAAAAUAAAUUAGAAUAACAAAAGAAUCAUAUUUCUUAUUGCAAAUACAUAGAAUUAAGUUUAAAUUUCCCAUCAACAUUAUAUUAUGUUGUAUAUAUUAUUUAUUAUAUAUAUAUGUGUGUCUAUUACAUGUAAAGCACAAGUUGUUUGAAUUCUGCAAGGAAUUAAUGUAAUUUUCAUUUCAAUUAAUAUUAAAUCUUUAUCACUUUUUGAUAUACGCAUUAAAAAAUAUAAAUCUUUGCCGAGUGAUGUCCGCGUUGAUUUUUAAUAAAAUAUUUUAAUUUGAA